GAUCUCGAUAGACGAUUCGUAUACCGACCGAUGAAACUUGUAAAAUGGCGUCUCACUGAGGGAUUCGUAUGUUCGUGCAUUCGUUGCAAGUUACUGUCAUAAUCGUUGUUGGUAUUGCCGUGAUAGUGAUCUCGCGUGUUACAUGUAUUAAUUAUUUACUGAGAUUCAUCAUGGGCACGUCGGAUUUGGAAGGUCCCGAUUGCAAGGUGGAAGCCUUGGGAUUUGAUUCCGACGCGGAUGGAAUGACCGAUCAACGAAAGAAGAAAAAGAGGAAACACAAGCAUCAUAAGCACAAGAAGGAAAAAAUCAUUGAAAGAGAGGAUGAACGAUUGGAAAGGCAAGAAAGACGAAAGCACAAGAAGCACAAGAAACAGAAAAGAGAGAAAGACAUGGAGAAUGGUACCAUGGACGAGAAAUUAGUCAGCAAUGCGAUACACAAGGACAUGGGUAUGAAUGGAAAAACGAGAAAUUCCGUAUUGGAAGUUGUCUCGACAGAAGAGAGCGAAGAUGAAAAGUUGGUCGAUUUAGAUUCAGAUGAAGUAGAUUGCACCAUCAUAGAGGAUGAUAUUGACCUCGAGGAGUUGAUGAAACAAAAGGAACGUUUGCAAGCGCGUCUAGUACAGUAUCUCUCAGAUGAGUCGGAAAAGGAGGAUGAUAAAGAAUUACGUGAAGAGGACGAGGAAGAGGGCGAGGAAGAAGCGAAAGCGACCACAGAGACACCCGACGUGAUACUAGUAGAGGAUGACAGUGACACCAAUGACAUACCACCGAAGAAACGAGCUAGAAGCAAAUCAGGUAGCAGAGAACGUAAGAAAGCGAUAAAGGCUGAAAGACGUGUUGUAGUUGAUAUGACUAGAGACAGAAAAACUCGCGAACAGCACAAAGAUAAGAGAAGAGAUUUUGAUAGGAAAAGAGACGAGAGAAUCCGCCCUAGGGAGGAAGGUAAGAGGGACGAAGUCCGAAAAGACGAUAGAUCUUUGCGAAAAGCUGGCGAGAGGCAGAAAGAGGACGCGUGUAAAGACGAGUCUAACAGAAAAACGGCCGAGGACCAACAGAGGCGUAAAGAUCUUGCAAAGAGAGACGAAACGCGGAAAAGAGAAUCCGACAGACGAGAAGAGAAUCGAAGACGAGAGCCUGCUACUCCUCACAGCUCGAAACCUCGUAACAACGAAACGAAAGGUUUGGAUUGCAAAAGUCGCGAACGUCACGAUAGUCGAGAUCGACACAUCAGCCACGAUCGGCGUAGUCGUGACAGACCGUCCAGCAGAGAGCCGCGUCGUCACGGCAGCCGCGACAAGAGGGACAGUAGGAGUAAGGAUCGACAUGGGAACAGAGAUCGACACGACAGCAGUCGCGAUCGGCGAGAUGGCCGGUAUCACGAUCACAGAAUAGACGAUCGAUCGCGCAGCACUGCGAGGCGAUCCCGUAGUCCCACUCGGACAAGAUUGGAGAGAGAGCGAAACGAUCGUUACAAGAGAUCCAGGUCGCCUUCUCGAAGCCGUAGAGAUCGGGAUAGGCAGCAGCAGAUCAGGGAACACGGUAGGGACCGCGAGAGGGACAGAGAAAGGAACAGUAGAAGAGAACGCAACGACAAGUAUAAAGAUUCUUUAUCGGAGGGUCUCAAGGCGGAACACUCGGACAGUUCGAGCGAGGAGGAGAUCAAAGACAUCGACAUCGAGGAGGAGGAAGACGAGGAAGCGAUCAUAGAACGCCGGCGAAAGCAGAGGGAAGAAUUGCUCAAGAGGCUGGGUGGACCAAACGAGGACUCCAAUAUGUCCGCCGACGUAAAUGUGAUCGCUGGUUCCCCGGAAAGUCAGUCCAACGUGUCGCAGAGAUCUCUAGAGGUCCCAUCGAACAACAAUGAGUCCAUUUCGGAGAGCCAUACCCCACCAUUGCCCAUGGAGAAACCAGAGUCGCCGCCAGCCAUGAAGAAAAGAAAGUCGAGGUUCGAGGACGCGCCACCAAACGAGUCCGACAGAAUAGGGAAUCAAGUGAAGACAUCCGAGAGAUUGAAACAGGAUGAGAAGCAAACGUCCAAAAAGUCCAACGAAUGGGACAUGUUUGCGGAAGCGGACAAUAUCGGCGAUUUUAAUAGCCCUACGCUGGAAGGAAAACGUCAAGGAGGACCGGAUAAUCCUAGUUUGACGGACAACUGGGACGACGCCGAAGGAUAUUACCGCGUCCGCGUCGGCGAAACUCUGGAUGCGCGAUACGUAGUCUAUGGAUACACGGGGCAAGGAGUAUUCAGUAACGUAGUGAGAGCGAGAGACAGCGCUAGGGGAAAUUUGGAUGUAGCCGUAAAGAUUAUAAGAAACAACGAAAUAAUGCAUAGAACCGGUCUGAAGGAACUGGAGAUCCUCAGGAAACUGAACGACGCUGAUCCCGAGGACAGAUUCCACUGCUUACGCCUAUUCAGGCAUUUCUUUCACAAGAAUCACUUGUGCAUGGUGUUUGAACCUCUGGCCAUGAAUCUAAGAGAGGUUUUAAAAAAGUAUGGCAAAGACGUUGGUUUACACGUGAAAGCGGUAAGGUCGUAUACGCAGCAACUUUUCCUAGCACUAAAGUUAUUAAAACGUGCAAAUAUUCUGCAUGCUGACAUCAAACCGGAUAAUAUUCUAGUCAGUGAAAGUAAGCUAGUGCUGAAACUUUGUGACUUUGGCUCGGCAUCGCACAUCCACGAGAAUGAGAUAACGCCGUACUUGGUCUCGAGGUUUUAUCGUGCGCCCGAAAUCAUUCUUGGUAUACCAUAUGAUUUUGGUAUUGACAUGUGGUCCGUGGGGUGCACCAUAUACGAGCUUUACACGGGAAAGAUAAUGUUUUCGGGGAAAACGAACAAUCAAAUGUUGAAAUACUUUAUGGACCUAAAGGGCAAAAUGCCAAAUAAGUUGAUUAGGAAGGGCACGUUCAAGGACCAACACUUUGACAGUAACUGCAAUUUCCUGUAUCAAGAGGUUGAUAAAGUCACGGAACGGGAGAAAGUCGUCGUAAUGUCGACGCUACCAGCGACUCGCGAUCUCGGCGCGGAACUCGGCGGGAAUUCCUUACCGCCGGAACAGAGCCGCAAAGUCGGACAAUUGAAGGAUUUGCUCGAACGAACGCUGAUGCUGGACGCUGGGAAGAGAAUCACUGUGAAUCACGCGUUGGCGCAUCCCUUUAUACAAGAAAAGAUAUAGAUGCGUCUUCGAUUCAAAUCAUCGUUAAGUGCGGCCGGACCUUUCGAGGGCCUUUAGCGCCGAUCCCGUUACAAGCCCUCCCUGUGAGGAGGGGAGGCAAUGGAAGAGGUGAUGAAAACGAUUGAUGAGAGGAGGAGAGGAAAAUGUACGAUAUACUUGCGCCUACAUCUCGACAAGUACAUGCACUGUACUCGCUUUAACUAGAUUUAUAUCCGCGCGCUAAGGUUUCUCUUAAAUUUACUCGAGAUCAUUCGCAAUCGAGGACUCGUAAGUAUGUACGCAGGUAAAGUACAUGCAAGUAUUGAAAAUUUCACGCGACAUUCUGACAAACAUAUCAACAUUGACACACUCGUGUGUCUGUUUCUUCUCAGAAACUCGUUUCAGUCGAAAACUUACGAUUCUUAAAAACACAAAUAUGUCGAAAGCUUAUACAAUACUAAUAUUUGCGGUUUUGAGUUUUCAGAUAUUUAAGAUCUACCGUUCCGUGAAAACGAAAAGCAGAUGCGAUGUGAAUCCAUAUUAUUCUCGCUCGCCCAAGAUCUCUUUGUUGCUCUCCCUCUCUGUUUUUUCUCUCUUUCACUCUCACUCUCUUUGUCACUUUCCUACCUGAUCUCGCUCCAUUUCACCUCAUUUCAGAAAUAUUUUCAGGAAUUGUGUACAAGUAUUGUAAUGUGAAUAAAAACUUGUUUAUCGCA
This is a messenger RNA of Ooceraea biroi (clonal raider ant), 3868 nucleotides long. RefSeq names its product Pre-mRNA processing factor 4 kinase (gene Prp4k). Gene Ontology annotation, biological process: peptidyl-threonine phosphorylation; peptidyl-serine phosphorylation; mRNA cis splicing, via spliceosome. Lineage: Eukaryota; Metazoa; Arthropoda; Insecta; Hymenoptera; Formicidae. The record is from RefSeq and is a predicted model, not a curated record. Gene Ontology annotation, molecular function: ATP binding; protein serine/threonine kinase activity.